Monodelphis domestica (gray short-tailed opossum) is the source of this 25365-nucleotide messenger RNA. NCBI's taxonomy places the organism in Eukaryota, Metazoa, Chordata, Mammalia, Didelphimorphia, Didelphidae. The record is from RefSeq and is a predicted model, not a curated record.
CAUGGAAUAUUGCUGUCUCUGUACAAUGUUCCCCUGUGUCUGCUAACUUCAGUUUGCAUCAGUUUUUGUGAGUGUUUCUUUGUUUUUCUUUGUUCUCCCUGCUUAAAAUUAAUUGUGUAGGAGCCGCCUGCAGUUCCUACACAAUUUACUUGUGGGUGGUGACCUGAGAAGGAGAAUGGAGACUGGAGGAAAAUGAAUGAAUAGAUAAUAGAGAUAGAGGGAGAAAGGCAGGAAUAGACUCAGAGACAACAAGUGGGAUGUAGCAAGCUCUAGUGAUACUUCUCAUGAGCAAGAGGAGUAAUGAGAAGCAAGAGCUUUAUGAGAAACAAGAGAGUUACAAGAGGGCAAGAGGAGCAAGAGGGAGGCUCGCAUGUGUUCCCCAACUUUUAUUGGAGAUUUUAGGAAUGUGGAGUGGGAGGUGAUUAGUGAAUACGUGACAUGGCAUAGGUUUUAACACUGGUUGAAUUGACAAUCAUGAAAUCAAAGAGGAGGAGAUUAAUCCAACAUGCGCCUUGGAAAGUGUCAACUUGGAAAUCUAGAGAUCCCCAGUUUAUUUAGUUUGAGUGUAGAAACCCCAGGUUUUGACCUUGUCACAAGAGAGGUUUCCCCCUAGUUGACAUUAGGAAUGUGGUCUGACAAGGCGUGAGCUAGGACUCUGUGGCCAAUGAUGUCCUGCUCAGGAAUUCUCUUGUCCUUUGGACUGAAGAUUCGGCAAUACAAUAGUCAAUAAGUAACAUGAUCAUGAGUCUGGUAAAUGAAUAGAUAGGAUACAAUAUCAAUACAUCAAUAAUACUUCCAAGAUGCUAAUAUGCCUGGUAUCCUACAAAUUGCAAUACAAUAUUGUCUGAUUAUAGUCAUACGUCACAAUUUACUUAGCCAUUUCCCAAUUGAUAAGUUUCUCCUUACUUUCAAAUUCUUUGCAAUACCAAAAAGAGCUGCUUUAAGUAUUUUUAGCUAUAUGGAUACUUUUCCUUUCUGUUUUUUAAUGAGCUAUGGACAUAGUUUGAAAUUGCUCUCUCCAUAAUGGUUCACAGCUCCCCUAGUAGUUCAGAAGUAUCCCAUUUUUCCUAUAUCUCUUUCAACUUUUGUCACUUACUUUUUCUGUCACAAUUGCUAAUCUGAUAGAUAUGGGGUGAUUCUUCAGACUUGUUUUAAUUUGCAUUUCUCUAAUUAAUAGUUGUUUGGAGUGAGAGAUUAGUGUAUCAUUCUCAAGUUAUUAAUAAUUACUAUGUCUAAAGAGUUAGUAAAAGCCAAUUCCCCACCCCAUGCCCAUCUGUUCCCUGUAGGACUGCUUUAAGUGUUUGGGUUGGGUUUUUGGAAUUCCUCUGGGAACUUGCCUGGGGCAACAAGUGCCCCAGUCUGUCAAUGAUCAAAUCUUAAAUACCAAUCUUGAGUACCCUUUUGUCUUAUUUGUAUUGUAUCUUUUGAAGAUUCUUCCAGGAGGUUGACUGAUCCUCUCAUCAACCCCUCCUAGAUAAUUCAGUCUGGAACUACUCUCAUCUUUGUAUCUGUCUCCAGAUUCCUGAACAUUUCUUUAAAAGAUUGAUUUGCUUGGAUGUCUCCAUUGUGAGACUAUUUUCCAAUUUCUUGAAGAUGUUAAUUGGCUUGAAUGUGUUAAUUGUGAAGCCAUUGUAAAGCUAUUCAACACUCUGUCUCCAACAAUUUUAAAAAUGUGAUAAUCCCUACUGAGCGGUUUGAUUGCAUCAGAAUUCUCCUAUAAGUAAGGGAUUUUUCUGUGAAUUUUUUGGUAUUUGUCUUCAGUCAAUGACUUAAGGUAUUGCCCCACAUUUUUCUAUAAAUCCUUGGGGAGUAUUUUGUCUUUUCUCAAUGACUUGCGACAGUACACCCCCCCCCCCACUCCCCAUCUCUCUCUUUUAAGAAAGAAUUAUACUUUAAGUGAUAAUUUUCCCUGGUCAUAUUCUUUAAUAAGUUAUUACAAAGGAUAAACUUUGGAAUUUUUGAGUUCCUCUCAGUUUCGACUCCAUACAUAGUGAUCACACAAACUUAAGGAAACCAUGUCCACCUAGAACCCAUUCAUAAGGUUUCUCUGAAAUUCUCUCAUAUAAAGUGAUGAUCUCUGCCUGAAAGUCUUCCCACUGGGAAUCCAUCUAGAAUUGGUUUCCUCAGAAGGCAUUUUCUUCUACUGGACAAGAUCUAAACUCUCCAUUUGAAUGUCUUCCCUCAUUCAUGACAGUGACAAGACUUCUAUAUGAAAGGAAUUAUCAAGCUGGGAAUAAGAGAUGAUUGCUGCAUGAAGGCCUUACUGUAUUAGAAAUGAUAAUUUGAAGCUAUUUCUGGUUGUGGUAAAUGGAUACACUCUGGCUUGUGACUAGAGAGAUACUAGGGGAACCUCAGGAUGCUUAAUUAUAAUGGAGAUAGAGGUACUUCUGAGAGAUAGAGAGAUGCUACUAGAGGGGAUACUCUGUGGUUGCCUAUUGAUCACUAUUGAUGGCUAAUAGAUCAAGAUUAUUUCCUACCCUCCUUCUCCCUCAAUCCUGCCUUUCACUACCUUCUUCUUGAAGCCUUUUGAUUCACCCCUCCCCCCUGUGUAGACUAUAAGGUUUAUGAGGAAAAACUCUUUUCUUUUCCUUUAUCAAGUAAGGGGGUUUAUUGGGAACAACAGGAUGGAGAUUGAGGUAAGAUGAGGUGGGAGGAAUGAGAUUUGUCCCUAAUCUACAAGGAAGGGUUAUGAGGAUUUUUGGGAAAUGUCAGUCCUGUCACAAUUGUGACAAAAAAGUCUGUCAAGGAGAUGGAGGACAACUGUUAAAUCUUCUUUCUUCUUCCAAUUACACAAAACCACCACCAAAAGUUAAUUUCUUCUCAGCCUAACUCCAGAAGCCCCUCUCAAGCAUCUUUCAGCCUGGGACAGAAGCUAAUAAGGAUCAGUUUCUCAGCUUCUUCCCCCUUCAGCCAGAAGCCAAGGAAGACUGUCUCCAAAACCAAGAGAAAUAGUUCAAAGCUAGAAAUACCAGCUUCUUCACCACUCUGUCAGAAAAGCCACCCAGGUCUCUCCUGGCCAGGCUCCAACUGCCUUUCCUAGGAACAUUCUAUUUUGGAAUGUUCCCCUUGAUUGACAGCUGAGGUCCUUUACUUUGUUUUGCAUGCAUGGCUUGGCUUAUAAAUCCUCUCUUCUUUCAUGCCUCUUCCACAUUACCAUGAUAAUUCUACUCCUAAAGUUUCUCCCCAGUGUGGAUCCUCUUCUGUUAAAUAAGCUAAGAGUGGCAACUGUAAGCUCAGCCUCACUCAUGAGCUUUCUCUCCAGUAUGGAUUCACUAAUGUGCAGCAAGAUGACCCUUCUGUGUGAAAACCUUUCCACACUGUUUACAUUCAUAGGGUUUCUCUUCAUUGUGGAUAAUCUGAUGUGCAGGAAGUUCAGAGAUCUGACUGAAGGCCAUCCCACCUUUAUUAUUCCCAGAAACCAUUUCUGCAGGGUUACCAUUUGGAUGUCUAAUGAGGUAUGAAGGUUACUCUGUCUAGAUUAACUUGAAAAAUGGGCAUUUCAGGAGAUGUCCAUGAGACUGACGAUGUUUUACUUCUUCACAAAAGUAUUUGCUGUAUUUACUAUCCUGAUGAUAGACAUUUCCUUCCUGAGGUUAUUUUCUUUUACUGAAUGAGAUUUUAGUAUUAUCUGAAUUUCUCUAUAGUUUCACCAAAUUCACUGUCACACUUUGGAUUUUUAUUUACCUUAAUAUUAGACUCGCAUAUUUCUCUCCAAAUGAAGUCUCAGGGAGCCUCAUUCACAUAUUUUUGGGGACCAGAUCCUUCCACAAAAAGACUUAGCUUUGAGGACAACUCUUUUACUUCAAAACUGGCCUCAUCCUCUGAAGAAAACAAAUAAUGGUAUCAACACAGAAAUAUAAGCUCUUUCCUUUGAUGUUGAAGUAAAUUUAUUUUUACUCUAUUUCCCCAGUCAAAGAGGACUUUUAAAAUCUGAAACAAUCAGAAUCAGUCUUUGGAUACACUACUUCAUUAUAUCUGCAAGAUGGUUUAUUUUAGAAAUAGCUUCAUGAACAACAACACUGAAAGCUCACAAUGGAGCCGUGACACAGGCAGGUCCAGGGUUCUCAUUACCUUUCACAAUUCAGGUCAAGAACUUAGAAUGUAGAAGGGACCUAUAACAGACAUCCAGUGACUAUUAUAAAAAGAAUUUUCUUUAGUGGGUUGGGGCUCGAGAAUGAGCAAGGAGUCUGAGAAAAUGGGUGAUAAAUAAGAGACACAGACAAGUCAAUAUUUUUAGCAAGGGAAGGCAUGAAUCCCUGAUGACAUUCUCCUUGGAAAGACAAUUAAAGGAAAAUGUGAGAAGUAUGCUGGCACAUGGAAGUAAGAAUUCUGAAAUAGAAAGCAUGUGGCCAAGAGUGGCGCUAGGAAAGAUAAGAGAGAGAGAGACAGCAGGGAGAACUUCAAGGUUGCAGGAAACAAGAGGAGGAACCAAAGCUUACCCCAGGCUUUAUUGUAGAUUGUGAGGAUGAAUGAAUACGUAACAAAGCAUAGUUGAUUCUCUUUGGUAGCAUAGAUAAUGACAAGAUCAGAGUAGGUGGGGAUUCACCUGACAUGCACUUUUCAGAGGAAUGAGGUUAGACAAGGUGAGGGCUAAGCUUUGUGGCUUAGGCCCAGGAAUUCUCUUGCCCUUAGAACUGCCUAUACAUUGAUCAUUAACUGCUCUGAUCAAGUAUUUAAUACAUCAACCAUACUUCCAUGCCUGGUAUGCUACAGGACCUGACCAGCCUUCCUGCAACUAGACUAAAACUCAAACCCUGUGCCUGACCAUUUGUCAUUAGUAGAAAACAGUUUUUCUCCACUGCCCUUACUAUCUUUCCUUUAAAUGUCACUUGUCAAUUAUACUUACAAUUUUCUCAGUCUCAGGUAACCUUCCAGAUAUUCUGUUCUUAUCAUUUUGUAGGCACUAUCAUAUGGUCAUUCUUGGUAAAUUUUAUAUGCGAAGCUGAGAAAUAAGAUUAAUCUUUUUUAACUCUCCUGCAAUAAUUUUCAAUGUAGAUUAUACAUUUUCUACUUUUCAGAUUCAAAGAUAUGCCAUGUUGUGCAGAUAUACUAAAUAGUCAUCUUAUUUAACAAUAUACCAUCUAUUAUGUCUCAUACUCUAUGUUGAGUCUAUCAUCCUUCUCUCAGAAAAUGAGCAGCAAGAUUCAGCAUUGGCUUUCUAGAACAAUAGCACUUUGGUGAGUCUUGAACUUCUGGAAAUUUAGAAUGAUGUUCAAAGAGUCAUACCCAAAGGGGGCACCUGGGUGGCUCAAUGGAUUGAGAGUCAGGCCUAGAGAUGGGAGGUCCUAGAUUCAAAUCUGGCCUCAGACACUUCCCAGCUGUGUGACCCUGGGCAAGUCACUUGACCCCCAUUGCCUAGCCCUUACCACUCUUUUGCCUUGGAGCCAAUACACAGUAUUGACUCCAAGAUGGAAGGUAAGAGUUAAAAAAAAAAGUCUCAAGAUUCAGAGUUGAGCCUUUCAGAAUUCAUCUUGUCCAACCCUCCUCAAGUGACUAGAGAAAACUGAAGCACACAAGGAAUUGACCCCAAAACUCUUAAUCCUAAAGAGUGUCAGAGCCAGCUCUGGAGACCAAUCAUUCAGAGCCCAAUGGAAUAUUGACAAAGACAUUUUGUAUCUGAAGUGAGAUGUUGGAAGAAUAAAACCUGUAGAAGUGUCUCACUCUGAAAUGCUUUUCCCUAUGGAAUCAGGUAGAUGGUAUGUGCUGUCUGAGUAAAGAAUGAGAUUCUGUGGAGGAGAAAGAGAGAAGGUGAUCUGAAAUUGCUCCUUAUCACAAGUGUCAGAAUUGAUCUGGUAACAUUUUUUGAAGAGUUUGUGAGAAGGUACCAAGUGCUGUGUAUUGCUGGGGAAAAUAUUACCAGUGAUUAAUGAGGAGAAAACUAAGAAAAAGGAAUUCUCUACUCAGUUUCCUUAAAGGCUUUUACCAAAUGUGCUCAGAGGCAUCAGGCCGUGAUGUCUUGACAAAGUCACUCAUGGUAACCAAGAGGUCACAAGCACCAAGAGGAUUCCAAAGAGUUACAUAGAAUCAGACUGAUUCUAGCUAAGUGAAGAGGAGCAGUCUCUUAUUAUAUUGCACAUUUAGGGAAACACUGUGUAGGAUGCGGCUUAGCCAAAACAUCUUGUCUUUGCUUUAUGAUAAAUUUCAUUUGUUAAUGGAAUAUACUCAUUCAUUUUAUAAUUAGUCACAUAGAAAGAAGAGUAAUUAUGAUGAGGAAAAUAGGGGGUAUUGAUUAAAAAUAUAUAACAUUUUAAGAACUGGGGUUAGAUUGAGCUAAUUCAUAUGAAAGGUGUUGACUGUAAUGAUUGCAAUUCUCAAGAGGCUGGAUUUCUUCAUUUCAUAUUAAUUUAUUACUUGACUGGUCAAUUAAUGUGGUCAGUUGCCUUUCCACAAUCUAAAAGAAAGAUAAAAGAUACUACUGUUGUGGGAUGAAGAGGUGAACCCCUGGGGUUUGGGAAGGAUACCUUUCUGAAAGAAUGCAAGACUCCAAAACUUAGCUUAAAAAUAAAAAGAGAAAUUUAUUAAUUUAGAAAGUAAUGUUGAGAAUGGCCAGGAGGAUAGUAAAGGUGGAACAGCAAGACAGAAGGCUGCUCCUUGGGAGGAUAACAUGGAUGGAAAAGCUCUCACCCUGGGAGGACAGCAUGGAUGGAAAAGCUCUCCCCCAGACAACAUCAUUUCUGGGGAUUUUAUACUCUUUACAACAGAUGCUGUCAUGGUGAGGACAUGACCCUAGAAUGGUAAACCCUCAGGCAUUUGGUCAUCUGACUGGGGUCUGCCUGGAGACAUAGGGAAUGACCCUCAUAAAGUAUUCUUUAGUUUUAGGGAACAGACAGAUGUCUGAGAUACAGCUCGAUAGUAUUGAGGUAUAACCUGGAGGUGCAUCUCUGUCCAUCUUAAAUCUAAAGGAGGAUCAAAGAAGGAUAAUCUCAGAGUUUUAUAGGAAUUAUUAGAUGUUUGGGGUUAAGAGUCAUGAGGAUGUAAGGGAGCAAAGGAAUUUCCCUGAUAAUAGUUUGCCUGAGUUUCUGGGGGUACAAUGCCCAUGUCACUACUCUAGCACAAUUCUGUGUGUGUGCAUGUGUGUGUGUGUGUGUGUGUGUGUGUGUGUAUUUAUAUGGGGGACCUCACCACUCAGUCCCUCCACUGGACAUCCCCUGCUAUCUCAAAUUCAUAAUUACCACUGAGGAGGGGGACUUAUGGGACCUCAACUUCUCCCUCAUUACUUCAUCACAAGAGAAGCAGGUCUUUGUCCAGACAAGGAAGGUGCUACUCCAAGCUUUCCUCACUCUGGUGGCUAGUCCAACACACUCUCAAACUGCAUCAAAAUGCAUCAUGACUUACCAGCCCUGAACUGGCACUGGAACUUAAUUGUUUUAUUUUUUUUUAAACUCUGACCUUCCAUCUUAGAAUCAAUACUAUGUAUUGGUUCUAAGGCAGAAGGUAAGGGCUAGGCAAUGGGGGUUAAGCAAUUUGCCCAGGGUCACACAGCUAGGAAGUGUCUGAGGCCAGAUUUGAACCUAGGACCUCCUGUCGCUGGACCUGGCUAUCAAUCCGUCUAUCUCUUAAUCCUUUCAUCUUAAACAAAAGGGGGAGGGGGGAUUCACCUGUAGUGUCAUAGCCUGAGGAAUGAGGGGACUGAAAGUCUUGAAUUUUGACCUUGAAGAGCUUGUAAUAAUUAAAAUAGUGGAAGACAUAAAUUGUGGCAGAUAAAAGAGUGUUUGGCUUAAAUUGUGACCGCAAAGAUAUGUUUUUUAUAUUAAAAAUAAAGUGGUCACCAGGGAAAAAUUCUCAAAUAUUAAAUAUACCCAAGUCAGCUGGGUUUUAAUAGAGAUUUUAAUUAAUACAAAUGAGGAAUUAAAGAAAGAGAGAAAAAGGGAAUAAUGAGAAAAAAAGGCUAUACCAGCCUAAGCCAACAUGAGCCAGCCUAAGCUGAAAACCCUAAGAGAGGGAUCAGUCAGUCUUUUAUCAACUCACCACAAGAUAUCUAAGAGGAAGCCCCGAGAGAGACCCUUCAAGGCAGCCUUGGCCAGCUGCCUCCUCCAAUUCAGCCUUUCCCAGCUGACUUGUCCCUAGAGAGAGCUUUUUGUCUCCUUUUAAAGGGAAUUUUCUCCUAUGUCACCUCCCUAAGUUCUCACAUCUACCAACCACAGUAGACGGUUUCCAAAGGACAGACCAUUCUUAGUUCACACCUAAGAAGGCUUGAACUUUUAAUUAAGUUCACACCAGAAAACCUCUGAGUAAGUUCUCAGCUCUUUGCUCCUUGUAAAUUCACAAGUUGCCUGACCUUUAUAGGUACUCAGCACCCUUUUGUAUUAGAUAUAAAAAUAGGCACAGCUUAAGAACUUUUGCCUUACUAUAAGUAUGGGUUUAAGUAUUUUUCAUUGUUCAGCAAGGAGUUUCUUCCCCUAAAGCAGGCUUAAGUAGGGGUGGAGUAGAGGUCUCACAUUCCUGAUCUAAGUCCCUUCAUUGCUUAAAUGGGGAAUGGUCUUAACCAAACCUUAUGAAGUAGGGUAUGAGAAUUUUUAAGAUUCACAAGCUAAAGGGAAAUUUAUUCCACAAAAAGAUUACAAUUCAAUAUUUGCAAGGCUCAUCAAAAAGGUGGCCAACCUUUUCGUGACCUUGCCUGGGGUAACAAACAUACAGAGUGACGAAUGGAUGCUAUAUGAAAAAGCAUAACAACCCUUUAUUGAGUUCAAACAAAGCAAUAUAUAGGUUAAGACACACAGGAAGAUAUGAUGUUAUCGCCCAGCAACAGCAGGAACUAAUAAUUGGGCAGAUUCAUAGGAAUUCGUGACGUUACCUGCCAGGCACAGGGAAGAACCGAGAGGAUUCCAAACAAAGACAGAGAAGCAACUUUCUCACAGUCUCUCACAAUUUCUCACAACCCUUAUCAGUCCUCUGCUGGUUACUCCAACCUUACAGUUUCUUUCUCACAAACCUUAUCAGUCCUCCCUCUGAUGGUACUCCAACCUUGAGCACACAGCUGGGCAGGUCGUACACAGUUCAACCCACGACCCUGACUAUGCAGCCCAAACAGAGAGAAGAGGAGGCUUAACCCUUACGGUUCUGCCUUUACGGCAAUGCCUCAACUACAAACAUUAAAUUUCAACAACAGUUUAUUUGUGAAAAAUAGAGGAUCCAAGCCUAGACCUGGAACCCUAGGGAUAACUUACUGCAGUCAGAUCCACGUUAUCAGCCAAAUCUAGUGCAGUAUUGGACAAACCUUUUAUCAACAGUCCUAGUUUAAGUAAGACCCUACCAUUUGGAAGUAAUUCUCUUUCAUGUAGAUAGAAAUCUCUUUUCACUUGUUCAUCAUUAUGAUUUCUUCCUUAAAACAUAUGAUUUCUCUUUUUGUAAUCUAUAGUUCAUCCUUAGCUUCCUUCAAUUCUAUUAGGAAGAAUUUAAGACUUUUCCCCCUUCUUUUUGUAGAUUCUAAAGAAUUUACAAAAUUGUCCUUUUCACUGGGGUUUCUUGAGUUAUGAUUCUUCAUUGCACUGUAUUUCUUCUGUAGGAUUUAAAUUAAAUUAACAACUAAUACUUCAAGAAUUAUAUUUUAUAAAGUUAUAAAGUUUAUUAAUAAUCACUUGAAGUAAAGGAAUAAAAAAGGUAAUUAUCUAAUAAAGACCAUGUGACUAAAUUCUCUUGCCUGUUUAAAAAGCCCACUCUACCAAAGCUGUGACAGGAAGAAAAGAGAGCAAAAGGCAGAGCUACACCAAAUUUAUAUUAUCCCUAUGUCACCAUGUAACAUGAGAAGGAGAGUGGAGUGCUGGGAAUUGUAGUUUUAGGGUAGAGAUAUUAAUUACACAAUCCUCCCUGUAAUCUUUUGGGAGACUAGUCUCUCCAAUGGAUCAUUUAAACAUAACCAGCUUAUAUCUCUAAAGAUCGACAACUAAAGAUACAUAGAAUAUAGUACUUUCUAAGAGGAAAUUACAAUAAUUUGGGGAUAAGAGGGAAAUAGAAGAGAAAGUGAACUAAACCAAUGAUUGACAGGUGCAUUAACAAAAAGUCAAUUAGGUACAGUCCCCGUUGGCAUAAGUGUACACACAAAAUAAAUGGGUUCAACCCCCUCACAGUUCCAUUUCACUACCUCCCAAAGUUCAUUCUGGAUCCUUUGGUGCAGUGUCAGUUUUCUGCAGGCAUCUUCAUGCCUCCUCCAAACAGUUCACUUUCUGGAUUCAGGGAGGUAGCAAGCCUCUUAUCCUAAAAUUACUCUCAAAUAAGAAAAAUUUUAUAAAACUAGAAUUUAUGACAAUUAUAUGGUCCCCCCUGAAUAGGGUGUUGACAAACACAUGGAUCACUCAGGGAUGUCUGGCUGAGUCAUGAGGUAUGUGAAUCAAUUGUUAAAAGGAAAUCAAAAACAUAAAAAAAACAGAAGAAAAGAAAAAAAAAUCAAAAUUAAAUAGUAUGUAUAAAUUCUGAGUAAAUAAGAAUAAAUCCAUAACAGGUUCUUAAAUCAGGGUCCAAUGAAGUGAUUUAUGUCCCACAAGCCUGUAGGACCUUUUCAGCAAUAUGUACUUACCCAAUCAGCAGCCAGAAGUACAGAAAAUUCCCACACUUAUGAAAGACAGAAAAAAAAGCCUAGAUUUUAGUAGCAAAUGGAAAAUAUCAUUCCCUUGUCUGAUUCUACCUUUGCUCUUCUGGAUAGGGGAGCCAAUAUUCUAGCCAAACUGAGGUACUUUUCAGAAUAUGGCAUGGAGAAGACCUAUGUCUGAUGUAUGUCAAACAGCUGCAAUCUCAAACCCCAAAACAAGCCCUCUGUCUUGGUGCAGAAUUGUAUUAAUUCCAUCAGGAUUGGUUGGUCUCCUUGACCUUGUGCUUGUAGGCACAGUGCAGAUUGCUUUGUGCCUCCUUGACACUGUGUAGUGGCUCUUUUGUGAUCCCUUCUCCUGGAAUCAGAAACAAUUAUUAAUCAAAGUCCCAUAACAUUUAUUGAUCAAUGGCAGGUUUCCAUAGUCUAAAGCUUUUGGGUAUGUGUUCAUAUUAGAGCAAAUGUAUAUUUUAAACUUAUAUUAGUGCAAAAUCAAAAAAACAUUAAUACUGGUAACCUGUGCCUCAAGUAUAAAAAUGAGAGAAAAAAAGAAAACUCAAAUAUCUUGUUGCACAUGCAAGGAAAAACAAUAAUAAAAAUUUUUUUUAAAUCAAAUAUGUAUAGAUUUCAUAAUCAGUGACUUUGGUUGAUUAAGGAAAGGCACAAUGCAAACGUUUCUCAAUCAAAAAUGAGAUCCAUUUCCUUUUUAACUUAGCUAUGAUCCACAGUGUAAGUGUACAUACUUUAAACUAAGAAAACAGCUUAAAAAACAAAACAAAACACAGUAGUGUAGCAGCUAAUGUACAUUCAAGAAGUACCAAAAUCCCCAAAGUCAUAAGAGCACAUUUAAAUAACAAUAGCAAACAAACCCCACUCAUUAGGAUUCACUGAGUCUCUAUAGCCACUGAGUCUCAUGGAUACUUGUCACAAGUUCUUCAGAUCUAGCCAAUCUUUCAACCUUGACUGAGAUAUUUUUAACAAAAUCUAUUACUGCCAUUGUUCCAAAAUUUAACAGGAGAGUCCAGAAAAAUCCCUCUACUGCUGAUGAAAAUCUUUUGGGUCUAAUGUCACCAAGAAUCUAGAUUGCUCUGGUGGAAGGAUAGAGUAAACUGAAGAUUUAGAAAUAUAAAAAAAAUCCAGAAGCUACUAGACUUCAUGGGAAAUGCUCCCUCUCAGGGGCCAUUCAGGGGGGUACCAUGCACUCUAGGAAAACCUUACCACCUCCAGAUGAACCUCCCUCCUCUGGCAUGGAACUGUAACAGCUGUAAAAUGCAUGUCUUUGUGUCCCAUCCAUUGCAAUGUGGAGGUAUGGGCUACAAUAGUGAAAAUCACUUCAGAUGUCUCAUCCAUUACAUUUUUAAUAAAUGCAGAGGUGGGGAAUACAAUAGUGCUGUUGCACUUCACUUCUACUACUAAAUGGACCCUUACCUUUUGUUAUACACAAGUGAAAGGUAGGCAAAUGAUCAGUCAGAGGUAGUGGUGCUACUAGAUAUCUGAAAAUCACUUCUGAAGACCAUUUAAAAUCAAUUGAGAUAUUUAGCUUAUUAAAUUCUCCAAAGUUUGUAUACAGGUUGCAACCAGUUUGAUGGAAUCCAUCUCUUCUUCCCAGAAUGUGGCUGUGGAGGCUGGGGGGAGAGCUUGCCAGGAAAGCUUACUCACAUGGUCUUACUUUAGUUAGAAAAUUAGGUUUUUAAUUUCUAUUUCUUUUUCUUCCACUUCAAGUGAUUAUUAAUAAACUUUAUAAAAUAUAAUACUUGGAGUUACUGGAUAUUAAUUUUAAUCUUACACUCCUGACUUACAGAAAAACUGGGAUACAAAAUGUUCCCAAUACAAAAUGUUCAUCAGGUUUAAAGAGAUAGUCUCAAUUUAUAAGAAGAUAUAAUAGAAUUAACAUUUCAAAAGGUUGGACAGUUCAAGCAAAUUAGCAUCUUCAAGAAACUGGAGAAUAGCUUUAGAAUGGGUACAUUCAAACAAAUUUAUAUUUUAUUUUUAAAAAUUUAUUUAUUUGUUCAUUUUUCAAUUAAUUAAGAAUAUUCUCCCAUCGUUACAUGAUUCAUGUUCUUUCCCUCUCCUCCUUCCUUCCCCCUCCCAGAGCCAAGAAGCAAUUACAAAGGGUUUUAUAGGUAUCAUUCCUCAAAACCUAUUUCCAUAUUAUUAAUAUUCACAACAGAGUGAUCAUUUAAAGCCAAAAUCUCCAUUCCUAUCCCCAUCUAGCCAUGUGAUUCAGCAUGUUUUUCUUCUGCAUUCCCACAGUUCUUUCUCUGAAUUUGGAUAAAGUUCUUUCUCAUAAGUCCCUCAGAAUUGUCCUGGAUCAUUGCAUUGCUGCUAUUUGAGAAGUCCACUGCAUUCGAUUGUGCCAUAGUUCAUCAGUCUCUGUGAACAAUGUUCUCCUGGUUCUGCCCCUUUCACUCUGCAUUGGUUCCUGGAGGUAUUUCCAGUUCACCUGGAAUUCCUCCAGUUCAUCAUAUUGGCUUGAGGCCCUUCAUAAUUAUUCCUUUCCUACUCUUUCUCUAAUUCCUCAUUUUAUUAUUAAUUAAAAAUCUCUAUAAAACCCAGUUGACUUGGGUAUUUGAAUAAUUGGGAAUAUUUCCCUGGCGACCACCUUAUAUUUGAUUUAAAACCAAGACACUGUAGUGAAACAUAUUUUCUGCGGUCAAAUUUACUCACCCUCUCUUAUAUCUAUCACAAUUUAUAUCUUCCACCAUUUUAACUCACUACAGUUUAAGACCUCAACCAUUUUAAAUCUAACAAAACCCUAAAAGUCAAAGGAGAAAUUAAUAAAAUUGAAAAUAAAAGAACUAUUGAACUAAUAAAUAAGACUAGGAGCUGGUAAAAAAUUGAACUCACCUUCCAAUAAGAAGCAAUUGAGGGCAAUUCUAGGAGCAACAGGAUUUUGUAGGCAGUGGAUCCCUGGCUAUGGGGAAAUCACUAAGCCACUUUAUAGCACUAACAACAAAUUCAGUACCUAAAGUACUAAAAUUAGAAGUGGAACACCCCUGUCAGUUCUUUCACAAUUGUAACAUAUCCUAUAUACCCCUGCUCUAGGUAUCUCAAAUUAAAAUAAACCAUUUCCUUUGUAGUAAAUGAACAGAGAGGGGUAGCUUCAGGUGUUUUAACUCAAACUUUGGGACCUGCUUUGCAACCAUUGCUUAUUAUUUGGUCCAGCUGGACCCAUUAGCUUCAGGAGCACCAUCAUGUCUUAGUAGCUGCCACAGCCUUGCUAAUGACUAAAUUUACCGAUUUAGUAUUGGGAUGCCCUUUAAUCAUAAUGUGCCCACAUGACGUCAAGGCAUUAUUGCUACUACAUAGAACACAGGCAUUUUCUGAUCAGAGAAUUACAAAGUAUGUGGUAACCUUUUUGAAUAAUGAAAAUAUUACAUUAAAAUGAUGUGCAGUUCUAAAUCCUGCAACCUUAUUUCCCGAUUUACCAGUUUCAGGAGAACCUUUGCACAUUUGUGAAUCUUUAGUGUCCAUGGAUUUACUGGAUACUCUUUUAAACAAUUCAGAACUAGUAUUAUUUACUAAUGGUUCUUCUUUUAUGAGGGAUGGUAUACACUACACAGGAGCUGCUGUAGUCAAAGAAUUUGCCACUCUGUGGUCAGCUUCACUGCCCUCAAAUAUAAGUGCUCAAGGUAUAGAACUGAUAGCUCUAAAACAUGCCUGUCUAAUUGCCAGAUAAGAAGGCAACAAUUUACAUAGACUCUAGAUAUGCAUUCAGAAUAUGUCAUGCAGUGGGCAUUCUUUGGCUUCAAAGGGGAUUUUUAACAUCAGCUGAAAAAUGUAGAGCUAAUGCAGAAAUUAUUAAUGAAGUUCUUUCUGCCCUCCAGCUCCCUGAAGCCCUAACUGUAAUUCAUUGUUCUGCCCAUACACAUGGCACUGAACUCUGUCUGGGGAAUGACCAGGCAGAUACCGUGGAAAAGCUAGUGGAGGCCACUGAGUUAAUUUUAACAUUGACAACUAUUGAUGACUUAAAUCUAUCCCUUUCUUAUAAAGAAAAAGAAAUGGGAAAAUGGAAGCAAAAAUUUAAGACCAAAAAGUUAAAUGGAGUCUGGGUAUCAUCUGAAGGAAAAUCUCUGCCCCCUAGUAGUUUUUAUCACCAAAUUUGCCACUCCAUUCACAAAAAAAUGGUCAGUUUGGUACCCAGGGCAUUGUGGACUUUGUUAAAAGACUAUGGAUAGCCCCUAGCAUAACUACUUGCUGUAGUGUGGGCCAGCCUCCCACAGGGGGUGGAGUCUUGGAGGUGGGACAGUGUCAACGAAAUGAUGGAUGGGACACAGCUUUCGCAUUUAACCCGCAGCACAGGUUUCACAGGAUAAACUGCUCCAUCUUGGCUGAGGCCUGGCUUUAUUUUAUACCCUCGUGAUCACACAUCUACUUGGUACACAGUUUCAUUCUCAACAUACAUGUUUCCAUAGAACCAACAACAGAUGGGAAGCCUAGGGAGACAGUCAACAAAACAUUGUUGCUAAGUGCAUGGUUAGAGUGUAGAAUCAACAUGACCUAGAUGUAGGUUAGGGAAUUCAGAGCACAGAUUUGCCAGAAGUUUUUAUGCCUAGAAAAGAGGGUCCUAUCUAAGUGGGUAUAUAAGAAUCCUUACGUUUAAUUUUGUAAGUGGGCUCUCCUGUAGUAGGCUCUCCUGGUAAUAUUCUGGGGGGACAGAUUCUAUUAACAUCUCUAUUAACCCUGCAAGCAUGUUGCUCUCAUCUAUUUUUCCUGGGACUAAAUAAGAAUCAUAAUUAAUUCCAAUAGUAAGGGGAUGUUAAUAAGGAAAUUUACUUAGGGGGUUUCAGUGGGUGUUUCCAUCCUUCCUGGGGACUGCUUUGCAGUUCCUGGUUUCCAUGUGGACUGUGUCAUUCAUAUAGUCUUGAUGGCUCCCAGCAACUACUGUUAUGGGGUUUAGAGGUGUACCCCUUGGGUUCAGGAAGGAUACCUUUCUGCAAGAAUGCAAGACUCCGAAACUUAACUUAAAGGUAAAAAGAGAAAGAUUUAUCAGUAAAAUAACAAGGGGAUAAAUCCUUUGCCAUCAAGACAACAUAAGUGGAACAACCUAGAGGUUGUCCCCGAAUGCCUCCAUUCCGGAGUUUUUAUAUUCUUUCAUUUCAACUGAAUGGGAGCAAUCAAAGAAGGGUAAUCUCUAAGGUCAGGUGUUUUAGAUUGGGAGUCAUGAGGGUCUCAAGAAGCAGAGGAAUUUCCCUGAUAUGGUUUACCUGAGUUUCUGGAGAUACAAUGCCCAUGACAACUACCAUAGUCUCUAAAGUGUGUACAGCCUCCCCUACCUAGCAAGCAUUUAAUCAGCCUGCCUUUUGUGGCAAAGCUUUUGGUGUCCUCUGGCUUACACACCUUUUGAACACCUACAAAUUGACUUUCUCUCUAUGCCAAAAGCUGGACAGUAUAAAUUUUGUCUGGUCAUAGUAGAUCAGCUAACCAAAGUGUCUAAAGCAUUUCCUAUUGCUUAAGCCACAGUGGCUUUUGUUGCCAAAGUGCUUUUAAAAGAAAUUAUGGGGGCAGCUGGGUAGCUCAGUGGAUUGAGAGCCAGACCUAGAGAUGGGAGGUCCUAGGUUCAAAUCUGGCCUCAGACACUUCCCAGCUGUGUGACCCUGGGCAAGUCACUUCACCCCCAUUGCCUAGCCCUUACCACUCUUCUGCUUUGGAGCCAAUACACAGUAUUGACUCCAAGAUGGAAGGUAAGGGUUUAAAAAAAAAAAGAAAUUAUUCCUCACUUUGGCCUGCCAGCAUGCAUUGAUUUAUAUAGAGGAACUCAUUUUACUGAUUUGAUUCUGUCUCAGAUUUCUUCAUGUUUGGGAAUAACUCCUAAAUUCCAUGUACCAUACCAUCCCCUGUGAAUCUUAAAAACUGCUCAGACUCUACCUUAGAACAUUUGGUUAAGGCUAUUCCCUUAUUGUAACAAAUGGAGGUACUUGAUUGGGAAUUUUAACAUUACUCCACCCAUACUUGGGCAUACUUUAGGGGAAGAUAAAGUUGUAAACUCCUUACUGAACAAUGAAAAGUCACCAACUUAUAGUUAUAGUGAAGCAAAAACCCUAAGCUAGGUCUAUUUUUAGAUCUAAUACAAAAGUGUGCUAAUAAGUACCUAUAAAGGUUAAAUUAAUCACUAUAAGGUCAAGCAACUUACAAAAGGCAAGCUUAACAAAAGAAGUGUGAAGUUUUAGUCUACCUAGAGAAGGUGAGAACAAAAGAAGAUGUGAACUAAGAAUGGUCAGUCCUGGGGAAAACGUCUACUGUGAUUGGUAGAUGUGAAAAUUUAGGGGAAAUGACAUAAGAGAAAUUUCUCUUUAAAAGGAACUGGCUCUCUGGACUUAGGGAGGGGGGAGUUUGGACUAGUUGGAGUAGCUGGGUCUCUGAACUCAGUUCAGGAAUUGAGGAUUUCAGUGAAGGACUGGAGUUUUGCUUGGGACAAAUCUUGUGGUGAGUGGAUAAAAGACUGACUAGUCUCUCUUAAAGCUCAGGCAGGCCUAGGCCAUUUGGCCUAGGCCCUUCCUACUCUUACUCUGUCUCUCUCCCUUCCCUUAAUUCCUUCAUUUGUAUUAAUUAAAAUCUCCAUAAAACCCAGCUGACCUGGGUAUUUCAUAUUUGGGAAUUUUCCCAUGGCAACCACUUAUUUUUAAUAUAAAAAUCAAGACACUAAAAAUUAUUUUUACAGUUUGGCUGAAACCUUUACAAUUUUGGCAAUUCACUGCCUUGGAAAACCAUAUUUUUGUGGUAACACCCCUGAGCUCAGGCCAAGUUGAAAGAAUUAACAGAGAACUUAAAAGUAUGAUUGGAAAAUUGUGCACUGAGAUUCCUUCAAAAUGGCCUGAAAUUCUCCCUCUGGCCCAAUUUAACCUAGAACAAGGCCCAGAGGAGAUCUACACAUCUCACCAUUUGAGAUGCUUUUUGGACACCCUCUAUACAGGCUAAGCCUUUCUCUCCCACAUAUAUUUCAUUACUAGGAGGAGAUUCUUCUCUGGUCUCAUAUAUAUAGGAUUUACAGCCCAAACUGCAAGAGCUCCAUGAAUCUGGAGCUGCUGUAUAAGCAGGACUUAUAGACUUCUCACUCCAUGACUUGCACCCAGGUAACAAAGUUUACAUAAAGAACAUACAGUAUACUAGAGCAAUUCAGCCUGCCUAUGACAGUCCAUUCCAAGUCUUGUUAACUACUCCAGCAGCUAUUAAAAUUGGAGAAAAGGACUCUUGGAUCCAUUGCUCCCAUGUAAAGAGAGCACCUUCACUAGAUGAUAAUUAAAUACUAUAAUCUUUAUUGCAUUUUACUGAUUGCCUUGAGAUUUAAUUUUGUUUUUAAGUAUAUAUAGAUGUAGAUGUAGAUAUAGAUAUAGCUAGCUAGCUAACUAACUAGAUAGAUAGAUAUUGCUGUUUCUCUUCAGCUAUUGUAUUUUUGCUGUGGGAUAUAUAGUCUAUUCCCUGUUUUUAUUUGUACUAUCCUAUAUUUGAACCUGAGAAAAUACUGUUAUAAAAGUCCAUAAACUAGUUGGACAAAUCUUGUAUUAGUAACCUUUAGAUAAGUUAAUGUGCUUAUUGUGAAUUGUGAGAAUUUUUAUACUUUCUUUGAACAUGCAUUGCCUAUUGUACUACUGUAUUAGUAACCUGUUACUUUGCACAAAUCAUUUGUAUUCACACUGUGGAUCAUGGCUAAGUUAAAAAGGAAAUGGAUCUCAUUUUGGGGGUGAGAAACCUUUGUAUUUUGCCUCUUUGGCUGACACAGUGUGUCACUGUUUGUAAGCUAUAUGCUUUUGAUUUUUAAAAGAUUUUAUUAUUAUUUUUCCUUCCAUGUGCAAUAUAGUAUGAGUUUUCCUUUUUCUUACUCCCAUUUUUUGCACUUGAAACACAUCAUCAGUAUUAAAAAGAUUUUUUGAUUUUGCACUAGUGUAAGUUUAAAAUGUCCAUUAGCCCUAAAUGUACAUGCGUACCCCAAAGCUUUAGACUAUGGAAACCUGUCACUGGUUGUUUAAAUAUUAUGGGACUUUACUUACUGAAAGUAUCGGAUUUAAUGAGAAGGGAUGACAAAGGAGCACAGAUUUCACCUGCACAGAGCCAAGGGAGUACAGACUUAACCUGCAUAAUACCAAAUGAGCACACAGGUCAAAGAGAUAAAUCAAUUGUGGUAGGAUUGAGGAGAUUCUGGGCCAAUACAAGAGAACUCUAACCUUGUAUUAGACUUGAGGUUUCUGAUUGAAGAAAAUCGGGCACAGACAGAAGAAAUGACCUGCAAAGCAAAGAAAAAAAAAUCAGAUGGAACACAGAUCAUUGGAGGAGGAGAGAGAGAGAGGAGAGGGUGAAUGUUUCAUGGAAGCUUGAAAAAGUUGUCAGUUAGACCCCAGCUAUACUGGUCUCACUUCUUUCCUUUCUUCUGUGGAGAGUGGUCUGAAGAUACCAUUUCAUCUUCUGUCUGGUCAUAACCUUUUCUACCUCUAAUUGGAGCUGAAGAAGAGAGUCUUGCCCAGAAAAGACUUUGGCAGAGUUACUGCCAUCUCCUCUCAGAGGAAGAGAUAUUUUUUCCUAUCAAAGAGAUUUCUUUAAAAGUCUUCAACCAAUGUUACAUAUUUAGAAAAUAGGGAGUCCUUUUCCCUCUUUCCCAACCUCAUCCUUAUUCCCCUCUCCCCAAAAGGAUAAAAGAUCCUUUAACUAAAGAAAUUAGUUUGAAGGAUUAUUGUUAUUAGAUAGAGGAAUUUGACUUGCCAUCUGUGAGGAAAACCUCUAUCAGGUUGUUUGGUGAAGGAAGAACAGGAAGUGGGGGGGGGGGCUCAAGAUUCAGCUUCUUACAUUCAACUACUUCUUGGUGUGACAUCUUUUGAUUUCCCCUCUAGUACAGGUUACAGCUGUUAGACCUAUGUUAGAUGCAAGACUCUGUAUAAUUGAAAAUCUGUUAAUCUAAAAAAAAUUGAAUUUUUUAUUUCUCCCAAAGGUUAAUUUUUCUUUUUAUGUUUUUGGUUUUUCUUCUGAUAAUUGACUCAUACAUCUCAUAACUCAACUACUUUGAGUUGAUCUGCAUGUUGGUGAACACCCUCUUGAGGGGGGAAUGUAUAAUUAAAUUCAUUUUCACAACCAGGGGAGAGUAAAAUUUAAUCUUCACAACUCCUUGUGCCAUACUCUCUAUCAAGUACCUAACAUUGCUAGUUCUUGCUCCCCUAUCCCUGAGAGACAAGGAAAAAUCAGAGCAGGGAAUGAUAUUUCCCAUUUGCAUCAAAAAUCUAGUCCCUUUUCUGUCUUUUACCCUGUGGCAAAUUACUGUAGUCCUGGCUGCUGAGUGGGUAAGUGCAUGAUUGCUAUUACAGGCUUAUUUGACAUAAAUCACUUUAAUUGGGCCCUGGUUUAAGGACCUGUUAUAAUUAUAUUUUUCCUUACUUAGGACUUUUACAUAUAAGACUUAGAUAUUUUAUAUUUCAUUUAGUAGUUACUUUUUUCUCUUUUAUUUGUUUUUUUUGAAGGAAGGUGUGGUCAGAGGGCCAAGUUGAACAGGGCUGCUCAGGAUCAGGAAGGACUAGAUGCCAAGACAUGACCAGUACCCUGGGGUCAGGGGAUUAGCAAAAGUGCAGGGUUUGGGGUAACGUACCAGCCCCUCCCCGAUAUCUCUCUGCCCUUCCCACCUCCUCAUGGUCCUCCAUCAGACACCCCAUCCUUACCCUUUCUCCCCUUCCCACUCCCAUUCUUCCCACUCUCUUACCCUGGAGCUCUUCUGAGUGGAUUUCCAGGCUGCCUUUGCCGCCCCUCCCCCAUCCCAAGGGACCCCUCCCCCCACCCUCUGCACUGUCCCUCCUCCCCCUGCAGGUCCUUCCUCCCCUCCCCCACCAUCAGAGAGGGUCACUUCUCCUCCAGACCAGGGAGGGGGGGAUUGGACUCCACCUCCUAGAAGAGCUAACAUUUAGAGAAGUUUCCUGGGUGCCAGGCACCGUUGGGAAGGCUUUACAAUUCCCAUCUCAGUGACCCUGGGCGAGUCAUUUCACCUUUUCCCCCUUUACUCAGUCAACAAAUUUUGUUGAAGAGGAAGAAGUUCUUUGGGAUGCUUAAGGACAAAGGAAAUGGAAAAAGAAAUAGAUUAGAUGGAAUCUCGGAGCUGGGUCCAACAGAGAAAUACAGUCAUUGUUCCUAAAAUACAGGAAUUGGGGCUUUUCCGCUCCAGGGCCCUGCUAUUAGGAUCAAUAUGGCACCGGAACCAUGCCUUCUCGGGCGCCUCAUUCAGGACAAGGACCAGCCAGUCCGCCUCAGUUCGGUCCUCCCUGAAAUGAGGAGAUCCCGCUCAGGGGCUUCUUGGGUUCCUUCUCACCCUCGGUCUGUGUUCUCAGAAACGCUUCCGUGGUUCUUUCUAUAGCCGCCUCCUAUAUCACAGGAAGGAGGUCCAGGAGGAUCAAAGCUAAAAAUAAGGAAAGGAAAGGAAAAGCACCCGGCUGCAGCCAGGGAGAAUGGGAACCCUUGGUGCGUGGCUUCUCCUCCACCAGAGCUCCAAACCUCGGGCACUUGGAAAUAAAACUCCAUUUCCCAGAAUGCUUCCGGCACGUCGUAGCACUCCCACUGUAGAAGACUCCAUUUCCCAAAAUGCUUGUUUUGGCACCUCCCCACUCUGUAGUUCAAGUGUUGGUGAGGGCGGUCUCUGCUCCUGGAGUGAUCGCUAGUGUUGGUUUUGGUACUUUGUUCUUGAGAGAGGAGGGAACGGAAUCGAUGCAAAGGUUGCUGCUGGAGCUUCAGCAGAGGAGGCUUUCUUUUCUCUAACUGCUGGGGAGAGAGAAGCCCCGGGUGGAUGAGUCGAGGGUGCACAAAGAGGACCUCCUGAGGGACCACAGUCUGGGCCAAGCAGAGACCCUGGAGUCUGAGGGAAUGGCCCCCAGCACCCAGAGGCCCCCUUCCCAGGGGUCAAUAACAUUCAAGGAUAUGGCUGUGGACUUCACCCAGGAGGAGUGGUGCCUUUUGGACCCUUCUCAGAAAGAGCUGUACAGGGAAGUCAUGCUGGAGAGUGUGCAGAAUCUACUUUCUUUGGAGGCAGAGACUAAUCUUGAAGUGAAGGAGAUAUCUCCAAAGCUGAGCAUUUUUGUGAAAGGAUCUCGCCCUCAGAGAGGCAUUAAUAAGGGUUGCUGUGACUUCAUUUUGAGAGAAAUCUGUGAUACUAAAAUCAAGAAAAUCCCCCUGGAGAGAAACCUCAUGAGUGAGGCUGAGCUUAUAGUUGCCACUCUUAACUCAUUUAACAGAAGAGGAUCCACACUAGAGAGAAACUUUUGGAAUAUGAUCGAUGUGGGGUCAAUAACAUUCAAGGAUAUGGCUGUGGACUUCACCCAGGAGGAGUGGUGCCUGUUGGACCCUUCUCAGAAAGAGCUGUACAGGGAGGUGAUGCUGGAGAAUGUGCAGAAUCUACUCUUCGUAGAGGCAGAGACUAAUUUUGAAGUGAAGGAGAUGUCUCCAGAGCUGAGCCUUUUUGUGGAAGGAUCUGGCCCUCAAAAAGGCAUGAAUCCCCUUUACUUCCUUUUGAGAGAAAUCUGGGAUGCUAAUAUCAAGAUAAAUAAAAACCCAAAGAGGGACUGUGAAUUUGAUGAAGUUGUAGAGAAAUUCAGCCAACAUUCAGUUCUAAAUCAGUAUAUGAAGCUCAACUCAGGAAAUGACUAUUGUGGAGAUAGUGAAUACACCAAAUGCUUUCCUGAAAAAGUAGGAUUUGAUCAGUCACAUGAGAAACCUCCUGAAAUGCCCAUGUAUCAAGGUAACCUAAGAAGAAUCACCUAUGACUCCAGUUUAGACCUCACAAGACUUCAAAAGAGUAAACACAUAAAGAUGGUUUCUAUGAACAAUAAAGUUGGUCAUAUCUCUGAGCUUGGUUCAUAUCACACAAUCCACACUGGAAAGAAAACUUAUGAAUGUAAACAGUGUGGAAAGGCUUUCAAAUGGAGGGGAAAUCUUGCUCAGCAUCAAAGGAUCCACACUGGAGAGAAACCUUAUGAAUGUACUCAAUGUGGAAAGGCUUUCACACGGAGGGACCAUCUUGCUUCACAUCAGAGAAUCCACACUGGAGACAAAACUUAUGAAUGUACACAGUGUGGAAAGGCUUUCAUACACAGGGUGAGUCUUGCGGCACAUCAAAGGAUCCACACUGGGGAGAAACCUUUUGAAUGUACACAGUGUGGAAAGGCUUUCACACAAAGGGGCUCUCUUGAUAAGCAUCAGAGAAUACACUCUGGAGAGAGACCUUAUGAAUGUAAACAAUGUGGAAAGGCUUUCACAGAGAAGGGCUCUCUUGAUAAGCAUCAGAGAAUCCACUCUGGAGAGAAACCUUAUGAAUGUACACAAUGUGGAAAGGCUUUCUCAGAGAGGGGCUCUCUUGCUAAGCAUCAGAGAAUCCAUUCUGGAGAGAAACCUUAUGAAUGUACACAAUGUGGAAAAGCUUUCACAGAGAGUGGCUCUCUUGCUGCACAUCAGAGAAUCCACACUGGAGAGAAACCUUAUGAAUGUACACAAUGUGGAAAGGCUUUCACACGGAGUUACCAUCUUGCUUCACAUCAGAAAGUUCACACUAGAGUGAAAUCUUAUGAAUGCAAACAAUGUGGAAAGGCUUUCACAGUGAGGGGCAAUCUUGCUGUACAUCAGAGAAUCCACACUGGAGAAAAACCUUAUGAAUGUAAACAAUGUGGAAAGGCUUUCACAGACAGGGGUAAUCUUGCUAGACAUCAAAGAAUCCACACUGGAGAGAAACCUUAUGAAUGUACACAAUGUGGAAAGGCUUUCACAGACGGGAGCAAUCUUGCUAAGCAUCAGAGAUUCCACACUGGAGAGAAGCCUUAUGAAUGUAAACAAUGUGGAAAGGCUUUCACAAAGAGGAGUAAUUUUGCUGCCCAUCAGAGAAUCCACACUGGAGAGAAACCUUAUGCAUGUAAACAAUGUGGAAAGGCUUUCACACAGAGGAUUAAUCUUGCUAAGCAUCAGAGAAUCCACACUGGAGAAAAACCUUAUGAAUGUAAACAAUGUGAAAAGGCUUUCCUAUGGAAACGUAAUCUUGAUUUACAUCAGAGAAUCCACACUGGAGAGAAACCUUAUGAAUGUAAACAAUGUGGAAAGGCUUUCACACGGAGCAGUGUUCUUGCUCAGCAUCAGAGAAUCCACACUGGAGAGAAACCUUUUGCAUGUAAACAAUGUGGAAAGUCUUUCCUAUGGAAGCGUGAUCUUGCUUCACAUCAGAGAAUCCACACUGGAGAGAAACCUUAUGCAUGUAAACAAUGUGGAAAGGCCUUCACACGGAGGAGUGUUCUUGCUCAGCAUCAGAGAAUCCACACUGGAGAGAAACCUUAUGUAUGUAAACAAUGUGGAAAGGCUUUCAUACAGAGAAAUAUUCUUGUUUCACAUCAGAGAAUCCACACUGGAGAUAAACCUUAUGCAUGUAAACAAUGUGGAAAGACUUUCAUACAGAGGGGCCAACUUGCUGCCCAUCAGAGAAUCCACACUGGAGAGAAACCUUUUGAAUGUAAACAAUGUGGAAAGGCUUUCACACGGAGGCGUGGUCUUGCUGCACAUGAGAGAAUCCACACUGAAGAGAAACCUUAUACAUGUGAACAAUGUGGAAAGGCUUUUACACAGAGGGACCAUCUUGCUGCACAUGAGAGAAUCCACACUGAAGAGAAACCUUAUGCAUGUAAACAAUGUGGAAAGAAUUUCACACACAGAGGUAAUUUUGCUGCACAUCAGAGAAUCCACACUGGAGAGAAACCUUAUGCAUGUAAACAAUGUGGAAAGGCUUUCACACAGAGGGGUAAUCUUGCUAAGCAUCAGAGAAUCCACACUGGAGAGAAACCUUAUGAAUGCAAACAAUGUGGAAAGGCUUUCACACAGAGGGGUAAUCUUGCUAAGCAUCAGAGAAUCCACACUGGAGAGAAAAGUUACAAAUGUAAGCAGUGUGGAAAGGGUUUCACAAAGAGGAGUGGCCUUGUUAACCAUCUCAGCAUCCAUACUGUGGAUAAAAAUAAGCAGAACUAGGAGUACAUUGUACACAUUUGCAAGAGGCUACCAUGCCCCUACCAUCUGACAAGGUCACAGUCUGUGAAAGCAAGGUGAGCAAAGCAGACCCCAGAAUGAGGGCCCGUGGCUGAUCCCCCUUUGUGACUUCUCUCCCUAAAUUUUCCACCCUAGUGGACUUGUUAUGAUUAUUAUUCUCUUCCAAUACAGGAGAAAUAACAUGAGAGCAAAUACUUAUAGGAUCAAUAAAUAUAUACCCCACUUUAAGCCCCCUAGGUUACUACCCCCAAAAGAUUGCAAUUACAAAAUAAAAGUCCAAAGAUUACUGCCCAUGACCCCUCCUUUCUCAAGCACAAACAUAAUCCCUACAAUAAACACCAGCUGAAAGGUUGAGUACUAUAAUGAAUCUUGUCCUGUAGUUACCACACUUGAAUGAGUUUGUUGAAACCAAUGCCAAACUGCGUCACUAGGUUUCUCAAAGUAACACAAGAAAAACAACUUGUAAAUUGAGGAAAACCCCAAAAUUGGUCUGCCGAAAGUCCUCAUGCUUAGAUACCAAUAUGUUUUUGUGUUUAUCUCCCAAGCAAUUAUGAUGGAGAGUGAAAACUGACCAAAAGCACAAUGAUCCUCUCAGCAAGUCAAGGGAUACUAACCUACAAAUGACUAUUCACAUUAAUCAAAUCUAUCACAGUGUUGUAGAAACCUAGUAAAUGAUCACAGAACUGUUUGUUGUGGUAACAUCACAAGAAUGUUGUUUAGGUGAUUGAUAAUAUCCAAUCAAACUGUAGAAUGUCACAUACGUAGAGAAUUGAUUAUGUGCGUGUACCAAAAACCUAUAUAAUAAACAUACCAUGAUAGUAUGGCAGAGCACUGUGUGUGAUGCCUGUGUACAUGGGCUGAAUGCA